AUGGCUCCAGCCGUCCCCUUGGACUUCACCUUUGCAGAUCCCGAAGACGCCAUGGGAGACUGGGAGCAGGUCGAUCCCCCGGAGGUUUCAACUCCUGAGCACUGGAGCGAUGUCGGCCUGCUCAGUGCCAGAACUGGCCUUCUGGAGCAGCAGCUGCAGGCCACCCAGGCCCAGCUUUCGCAGAUGGCAGGGCAGUUGGCCACAGUGGCUCAGCUGAGCCACAACUUGCAGCACCUGGAGAUGCAGUUGGUGUUGCAGCGGCAGCAGCACCAGGAGGAUAUGGUGAAGAUGAUGGCUGCCCAGGCAGUUUCGCUGAGCAACCUGACCCCGAGCACCCGGACGAAGGCCCGGCCCGGGCCAAGAGAGCGUCAGAAGCUGCGCGAGGAGCGUCGAGCCCAGGAGCCCGCCGCGGAGUGCCAGCUCCAGGUCGCCAGCUCAUCUGCCUCCACGCUCGAGCCCGACCUUUCUACGCUGGAAGUUUCGGAGCCCCCCCUGGCAGCUGCGGAGUCAGAGGCGCCUUCCCAGCCUGGCUCUGCAGCAGAAGCACAGGAGCAGGAGCCACCCGAGGUGGCAUCUCAGCCCGCAGCCGCAGCACCACAGGCUUCAGAGCUGGCUGAGGCAAAGGUGACGAAGACCUUCCCUGCUCGCUCCUCCCAGCGCUGGUCGGGAGUAUCCUGGUGCGCUGUGAUCUUGGCCUGGAGCCUGUACCUGGCUGGGGACAUGUGGUCUCCCUUCACCUGGGGCAUGAUUGACGACGGCCAGGUCGCGGACACAACGGCUGACGAGGACUUGGCAGGGAGCAGGAACUUGGCUCAAAAUGCAGCAUCCAGGCUCCGUGAGCUGGGCCACUUGCAGCUCUCUGUGUCGGACUGCCACGGCGCUGCGAAACUCUUUGCGCGCGCUGAGGUGCUCUUGGGAAACAACUCCGCGCCGGCUGCUCAGCUUGUGGAGCUGCGCCGCGAGAGAGGAUUCGCCUUGGUUUGCGCACAGCACUUCAGCGAGGGUGCUGCACUGCUGCGUGAGGCUCUGUUGGAGUCGAUGCAGACCUCUUCGCCGAUCCACCUCCCGAUGCUUGCGGAAGACCAGCUCGAUGAGCCGGUGGAUGGCCCUGUCCACUUGAUGAAUGCGCUAAGCUUUGCUUACUUCUAUUUGGGAGAGUUCUCUCGUGCGAAGGGCGUGCUGGAGAGGGCAGUCACACUGUAUCCAGAAAAUCCACUGGUUUGGAACAACCUCGGCGCGGUGCACCUUGCUUUGGGCGAUACUUCGCGGGCCGACAAGACUUUGCAUGCAGCACUGGCCCGUGCUAGAAAGCUUACAGGCGAUCACACGAGCUACUACCAGCAGCUGGUGUCCAACAACAUCCACACGCAGCGUGUCGGCAAGACAGCCCUGGUGGUGAAGUUCGUCGACGAUGGUUUCAAGAACGACAACAAGCCAACCUUCGGUAUCGACUUCAAGAACAAGAUGCUGUGGAUGGGAGGCAAGCGGGUGAAGAUUCAGAUCUGGGACACCGCGGGGCAAGAGCGUCAUCACACCAUCACGAAGCAGUACUACCGAAGUGCUAUGGGCAUCCUCCUCUGCUAUGACGUCACGCGAGAGGACUCCUUUCAGAAUAUCAAGCGCUGGAACGAGCAGAUUGAGCUGCAUGGCGCCAAGGACGUUCAGCGCAUCCUGGUUGGAAACAAGGUCGAUGCGGAGGACAUCGCCGUGUCCCCGGAGAGGGGCAGGGCACUGGCGGAGCAGUAUGGCAUGCCCUUCUUUGAAGCCAGCGCGUGGUUCGGCGACAACGUUAACGAGGCCUUUCUCAGACUUACGGAGAUGGUGAUCCGGCAGCGGCGCCGGGAGGACGAGCCAUUUGUGCCGAACUCUCUCCGUCUCCACAACGACGAGUCAGCUUCCAAGGGAAGGCCCUGCUGUAUCCGUGAGUGA
Messenger RNA from Symbiodinium sp. CCMP2592, 1929 nucleotides. The record is from the annotation of a GenBank genome assembly. Lineage: Eukaryota; Dinophyceae; Suessiales; Symbiodiniaceae.